Molecule: messenger RNA, 1755 nt
Organism: Acanthochromis polyacanthus (spiny chromis)
Lineage: Eukaryota; Metazoa; Chordata; Actinopteri; Pomacentridae
Gene: aqp10a
Product: aquaporin 10a
Exons: 6
Coding region: 73-963 (296 amino acids)
Biological process (GO): water transport; glycerol transmembrane transport
Cellular component (GO): plasma membrane; basolateral plasma membrane
Molecular function (GO): glycerol channel activity; urea transmembrane transporter activity; water channel activity
Source: RefSeq, a predicted model, not a curated record
CUCGGCUCCUCGGAUGCUCAGCUGGAAGUUCAAAGACAUAAGAAGAGAGAUUUCAUUUUUCCUCCAGCCAAGAUGAAGUUUUCACGGAGAGUGAAGAGCGCUCUGGUGAGAGAGUGCAUGGCCGAGGUCCUGGGAACUUUCGUCUUGGUGUUCUUUGGCGAGGCGACUGCAGCUCAGGCGAGAUUGAGCAAAAACACAGAAAGCGUACUUUUCUCGGCCAACUUUGCCUUUCCUGUGGGUGUCAUCGCAGGCAUGUACCUCACCAUGGGCAUCUCAGGCGCCCACCUGAACCCAGCGGUGACUCUGAGCUUCUGUGUUUUGGGCCGGUGGCCGUGGAGAAAGCUGCUUCCCUACAGCCUCAGUCAGAUUCUGGGAGCUUACUUGGCCGCAGGGGUCGUCUUUCUGGUCUACUAUGAGGCUAUAAUGGACUAUAGCGGAGGAGUGUUGUCGAUUUCUGGCCCUAAUGAGACUGCAACUAUAUUCUUCACAUCUCCCUCAGAAUACUUGACUUUGGGCAGAAGUGUCCUCGACCAAGUGGUGGGAACCGCCAUGCUGAUGUUGUGCAUCCUGCCUCUGGGCGAAAAGAGGAACACUCCGGCUCCCAAUGAUCUGAUUCCUGUUGUGGUGGGAGUGAUCGUCUUCGGCCUCUCCAUCUCAGUGGGGGGCAACUGUAUGGGCGCAAUCAAUCCUGCUAGGGAUUUUGGACCUCGACUUCUCACACUGACAGUAGGCUAUGGCAUCGAGACCUUCACGUGCUACAACUACUGGUUCUGGGUUCCUCUGGUGGUUCCAAAUGUCGGAGGUGUUUUAGGUACUUUCAUUUAUCUGCUCUUCAUCCAGUGGCAGCUUCCCGAUCCGGAGCCUCCGGAAGACUCUUCCAAUCUGUUCACCAUCAGCGACAAACUCAAACAAGAGGCCACCACGUGGGACAACGGAGACAAGUUAAAGGCUGAACGUUUGUGAUCGUUACUGUAAUAAAAAUGUGAUCAAGGCUGCUGUCAGGACCACCGCAAACAUCUGAUAAACAAUCCUCUGAUUGUAGUGAUAUUUAAUAAACAAAUACCUGCUGCUAAAACACAAACACAUCUUCUGUAAGCAGAAACAUAUUUUCUUUUCUGUUUCUGAUCCAUCGAGGUAAAUGCCGCCAGUAGAGGCGGAGGCAGCUGAAACACAAUAAAUGUGAAUGAGUAGUGACAAUAAGGUAUUUAAAUUUACGUCUAUGUUUCUGUGAAUAUUGAUUUACUCUACUUGUUGUGAAACGCUCAGCUGAACUCUGUGUAUAUGUUCAAUUCUAAAAAAUGUUUUAAAAUCAAAUGGAGCACUGUACCGUUUAUUUUUCUGUAUAUUCUUCUUUGCCUCGGCCCAUUUAGUCCACGACAGUCUCAGGUAUACGCUGUAAUUUAUUUUAUCUCCUGCUUUUUAUGCCAGUAUCACUCACACUGUGGUAUUCUAAUGUACAAAUCUCAGUUUUAUAUUAAAAAAUCCAAGAAUUUCAUGCUUACUUUUUCACAUUGACGAAUAGAAAUAUAUACUGAACAUAUAUCAUAAUACAUAGAAUUUGCACACAAAUUCUGUCAAAAUAUUUAUGUUUUUUAUCAGUUAUAUUUGGAGAAUCACUUUAAAACUCCAGAACUCUGCAAAUACUUUUGUUUUUGUGGUACAAUGUGUGUUCAAUCGGUUAUACGAAUUCAACAAAACUUUUUCUUUUUCCAUUGUUGUGACCAACUAUUUCAUAUUAAAAGUAUUCUAAAUGUU